CCACGCCUCGAAGGACCCGAACGGGCCAAGAUGGCGGCGCCCUCGUCCAGCACCGGGGAGUUUGAAAGCUGGCUAAAUGAGCGGCUGGAAUCGCUCGAAGUGGACCGGGAGGUGUAUGGAGCGUAUAUUUUAGGGGUCCUGCAGGAAGAGGAGAGCGACGAGGAGAAGGAGGACGCUCUGCAGGGCAUUUUAUCCGCUUUUCUGGAGGAGGACAUUACGGAAGACAUUUGCAAAGAGAUCAUAAAACAGUGGACAGACUUCUGCAGCCGAAACUCAACAAAACAAGAUGGAGAAGACGUGGAGGUGCAGGCCAUCGCCAGCCUCAUAGAAAAACAGGCUCAAAUCGUGGUGAAACAAAAGGAGGUUUCUGAAGAGUCCAAAAAGAGGAAAGAAGCUCUGCUGGCCCAGUACGCCAAUGUGACCGACGAAGAGGAUGAAGGGGAAGAGGAGGAGGCAGCCAGUGCAAACCCAAAUCCUUGCAGUGAGAAAUCCUUGUUCAGAAACACCAACGUGGAGGAGGUACUGAACCGACAGAAGCAGAAGAGAGACCAGGCUCGUGAGGACGCGCAGAAGAAGAAGGAAACGGACAAAAUGCAACGAGAGAAGGACAAACUGGCCAAGCAAGACCGCAAAGAGAAGGAGAAGAAACGCACACAGAAGGGAGAACGCAAGAGAUAAAGCCAACAAAAUGGACACUUUCAAUGUGGGAAGAUUUUGUUACCAAAUCUGAAAAUAAAAACAAAGCUCUUUUUAAAA
Molecule: messenger RNA, 756 nt
Organism: Periophthalmus magnuspinnatus
Lineage: Eukaryota; Metazoa; Chordata; Actinopteri; Gobiiformes; Gobiidae
Gene: ccdc43
Product: coiled-coil domain containing 43
Exons: 5
Coding region: 31-678 (215 amino acids)
Source: RefSeq, a predicted model, not a curated record